Molecule: messenger RNA, 4398 nt
Organism: Pteropus alecto (black flying fox)
Lineage: Eukaryota; Metazoa; Chordata; Mammalia; Chiroptera; Pteropodidae
Gene: SLC25A22
Product: solute carrier family 25 member 22
Exons: 10
Coding region: 2076-3047 (323 amino acids)
Biological process (GO): L-glutamate transmembrane transport; malate-aspartate shuttle; aspartate transmembrane transport
Molecular function (GO): L-aspartate transmembrane transporter activity; L-glutamate transmembrane transporter activity
Source: RefSeq, a predicted model, not a curated record
ACAAGGCGGCUCCGGCCGCGCCCGGUGCGGCAGAUGCUCGGAUCCGCUGCCGCCGGGUGUGGGAGGCCGUGCUCGGCCCCGGGCGGUGGCGGGCGCGCUCCCCACGCACACGUGUCCCCGCGGAACGGGAGCGUAGGACCGGAGCCCGAGGAGCGGAGGCCAGGCUGGCGGGGAGGUGGGACACGUGGGUCCGCGCCGGACGUGUGUGGACACGUGUGUGGCCGGAGUCGCCGCCGCCUGGCGGGGCACAGCGUGGUUGUCGGGGGCCGUCCGGACGCGCUCCUGCAGGACAGGGAGCUGAACCGGCCUCUGAGGAGCCCGCAGCCCCCACCCGUGCCUCCUUUGUCCGCGGGUUAGGGCCCCUCUGGCCGACAGGACAGAAAGCGCCUCCCCAGGGGGAAGGGACUGGGGGAGAUGGAGGGGUGAGCGACUGGCCAGGCCCAGACUCAGUCUCGCCCCUCUCGCUUUUCUUGGGGGUGGGAGAGCUUAGCGGCUUUAUUUAUGGGAGUUUUUGCCUGGAGGUCUGGAAGCAGCAACAUGGUCCUGUGGGUGGUCUCUGGCUGGCGCUGUCCACAGCCUACCUGCCCCUCCGUUUACCUGGCGCGGAGCGGAGGGGUGGACAGUGAAGGUUGCCAGCCCAGGGCUUCUCCUGGCUGGAAUUGCUUGGUUUCUAUGACAACAUGGGAUGCUGGGGAAGGCUCUCUACAGCUGUAUCAUAAGCAAGGAGUGGGAGCCAUGAAGUAAGGACAGAAAACGGGGGUGGGGAGUUCAGGGUCCAGAGGACCCCCUCCAGUCUUCCCAGGCAGGGUCCCAGUGUUCCUGGCCCCACCUCCCCCCUCCAGCCUGCAGCUUGUGCCUGGGGGCCCAGGGCUGGCUAUCUUCUCAGGCCUGGGGUCUCUGGACCUGCCUCUUGUCCUGGGACAGCUGCUCCCCUCCCCACCUUAGAUAGUCCGUCUGCCUUCUAGGACCCCCGUCCUCUGGGUAGGGUCUGGAGAUGCUCAGGAGACAGGUUUCAUUCCGCCCCCAGAGGGCAGGGCUAGACUCGGAGACUAGAGCGUGGGUGCAGACCCUGGCCGCAAGGGCCCAGGGUCCAGGGUCCAGCGUGGAGGGUGGAGGGGCCUGGCAGGGCCAUGGAAGAGCUGGCUGUGGCCAGUCUGCACCUGCUAUGGGGAGGGCAAGGUCAGGUUAAAGUUCAGAGGUCAGACUUCUCUGCAGGCUGCAGCACAGAGAAGCUGGUACUGAGGCCCAGCGUGUGUGGGGGGCUUGGCUGGGCAGGGCGGGGCUCUCGGAGCACAGUCCCCGUGAACUCUGGACCCGCCCCGCGAGCAGGCCUGUGGGCGGCAAGCACUCCUUCCCUGGCCUCUCCAGUGGGCAGGACUGUCCCCCCUGCUCUGUGCCAAGUCUCCCUGAAUUGCACUUUCCCCCAGUGGACACAUGGGACCCACAGACACGAGUGGGCCCUGACUCACUGGCACCCCACAGCACCCAUUCCCCAGCAGAGGCCCACAGGGGGCCUGGGCACCCAGACAGGCAGACUGCAAGCUGCAGACAGGAACCUAUGGGGCGGCAGGAGGCCAGGUGGCCAGGGGCUGAUGUCCUCGUGGGCGGGUGGCCUCACCUGGCUGGGUCAGCCUGAGUCCUGAGUCGGACCCACUUCCCUGUGGACUGAGGGUUGCCACAGCGGGGCCCGGCCUCCCGGGAGCUGCCACACUCCUUCCCUCCUUCCCAUACCUUCUUGCAAGGCUGCGGCUGCGGCUGCGGCUGCGGCAGUGGGGACCCCAGCCGCCCAAAAUGAAAGAGAAAGUCGUCCCCCGCCCCGCCCCGCCUGGAGGCCAAUCCCCGUGGCCAAUCCCGUGGCCAGUCCCCAUGGCCACACCUCCCUCAGCCACUAGAUGUUCUGUCUCGGGAGCCCGCAGGCUGUGCUCUCUGAGGAGGAGUUCUGUGCACCUCUCUGGACACACCACCCUGCAAUCCCUGGCUGGUGGAGGACCACCCCUCCCCACCGGCCCCGCCCGCUCGCCUGCCGCUCGGCCCGGCGCCACCUCCUCACUCCUACCUGGGUGCCCUCGAGUUAGAUGGCUGAUAAGCAGAUCAGUCUGCCAGCCAAGCUCAUCAAUGGUGGCAUUGCCGGGCUGAUUGGGGUCACCUGUGUGUUCCCCAUCGACCUGGCCAAGACCCGGCUGCAGAACCAGCAGAAUGGCCAGCGCAUGUACACCAGCAUGUCUGACUGCCUCGUCAAGACCAUCCGCUCGGAGGGCUACUUCGGCAUGUACCGCGGGGCUGCUGUGAACCUGACCCUCGUUACCCCCGAGAAGGCCAUCAAGCUGGCAGCCAACGACUUCUUCCGAUAUCAGCUCUCCAAGGACGGGCAGAAGCUGACGCUGCUGAAGGAGAUGCUGGCGGGCUGCGGGGCUGGCACCUGCCAGGUGAUCGUGACCACCCCCAUGGAGAUGCUGAAGAUCCAGCUCCAGGACGCAGGCCGCAUUGCUGCCCAGAAGAAGAUACUGGCCACCCAGGCCCAGCUCUCAACGCAGGGGGGCGCCCAGCCCCCGGCAGAGGCUCCAGCUGUCGCACGGCCCACAGCCACCCAGCUUGCCCGGGACCUGCUCCAGAGCCGUGGCCUUGCCGGCCUCUACAAGGGACUAGGGGCCACGCUGCUCAGGGACGUCCCCUUCUCCAUCGUCUACUUUCCCCUCUUUGCCAACCUGAACCAGAUGGGCCAGCCGGCAUCUGGGGAGAAGUCUCCCUUCUAUGUGUCCUUCCUGGCCGGCUGUGUGGCCGGGAGUGCGGCUGCUGUGGCUGUCAACCCCUGCGACGUUGUAAAGACUCGGCUUCAGUCGCUCCAGCGUGGGGUCAACGAGGACACCUACUCGGGGUUCCUGGACUGCGCCAGGAAGAUCUUGCGGCACGAGGGCCCGUCGGCCUUCCUGAAGGGUGCGUACUGCCGUGCGCUGGUCAUCGCCCCGCUGUUCGGCAUCGCACAGGUGGUCUACUUCUUGGGUAUCGGGGAGACGCUGCUGGGGCUGCUGCAGCGCCCCCAGCCCUGAGCCUGGGCCGCCCCACACUCACAGCAAGCGAGACCAGAGCGGGGUAGGGGCCGGACGGCUGCCCACGACCGAGCAAGGAGAAGUCUUGCCCACCCCUCCCCACAUAGAUGCGGGGCAGAGGAAAGGGUGCAGGGUCCACACACACGGACCCCAAGGGGUCCUGCCUGCACCGCCACUGGGAUCAAUGUCUUAUUUAUGUAGAAAUCUCAGAAAUCUUUACAUUCCUGGAGCCAGCCCUGCCCCAGCUCCCGCCUGACCCGAACGCCCCCAGGAUCAGAGCUGGUCUCUGGGCUGGGGGCCCCCAGGCGUGGGCUGGCCAAGCUGGACCAUCCCCUCCAGGCUACCAGCCCGUCCCCAAGGCACGGCCCCUCGUCCACACAGGGGGCCCUGCACAAACCUAUUUAUUAACUUGUCGAGCACAAGUGGCUCUGCCCAGCCCUCCGUCCGUCGGUCCAGCCCCUGCUGCUGCCCGCACUUCAGCCGGCCUUGCAGGAGGAUUGGGGUCUCCUACCCCCAUAUUGAGCCAAGAAUCCCAGACUGGGGGACACACCGUAUUCUGAUUCCCAGGGAACGCCCCCAACCGUGGGACCCAGCAUCCCUCCUGGUGGGCCCUGCUGCCCCACCCCAGGCAGGGGGGCCCAGAGCGCGUGAGGUCCAUGUGUACAAGCAAAUGCGGAGAAGCCCGUGGUGCCCACCAGCCCUCAGCUGCCCGGGCUCCCCCGGAACAGGGCUGUGGGGGCACUGCUUGCCCUCCCCCAUGGCCGGGCAGCGUGCGUGUGUGUGCGUGUGUGUGUGAGUGAGUGUAAGUGUGUGUCACGUGUGCCCUAGCUUCCCGCUCACCCCGGCCUGGUAUUUAUUGCUCUGGCCUGGCCCCUCUUGCUGACCCUCUCCUGAGACCCCUGUCCAGGGUCCGGGAUUGGCCCGGGGGUAGGGCAGGCAUGAAGACCGGCGUGGAGCCAGGGGGCACCUGCCCAGCUUGCAGGGGCCAGGCCAGGAGCUGCCCCUUCCGGGCCCUGACUGCACCCUGGACAGCUGCGCCCCAGCCUCCGGACUCCUCCAUGUUGUGAAUCGAAGCAGGCUCGCCCCUCCCCUGCCACGUGAUCGUGUUGUUGAUUGGUCCUGACGUGCCGGUGCUGUGAUCCCCCACGCAGGCCCCCUCCUAGGAAGCCCCUCCCAGCGACACUACCUGGGGCUCAGGCCUGGCCCCCAGUUCCCGGUUACUCCCACCACAUCUGUACCUUGGAAGCUGCUGCUGCUGCUUACAGAUUUAUAUUUUUUUCUUUUGAAGAGUUUUAAGAAGUGACUUUUUGUGUCUUGUCAUGUAAGAAGGUAAAUAAAUAUUCUAAGUAGA